Molecule: messenger RNA, 783 nt
Organism: Folsomia candida
Lineage: Eukaryota; Metazoa; Arthropoda; Collembola; Entomobryomorpha; Isotomidae
Product: proline-rich protein 1-like
Exons: 2
Coding region: 1-783 (260 amino acids)
Source: RefSeq, a predicted model, not a curated record
AUGCAACGGAUAAUUUUUACAAUCUUGGCAGUAGGCAUUGCUUGUGGGAAUGGGGCCGUUUUAAAUCAAACAACGGAUUUGCCCCCCAUCAACGGCACUACCCUGACACCACCUGUCAACGGCACUACCCUGGCGCCACCUGUCAACGGCACUACCCUGACACCACCCUUCAACGGCACUACCUUGACACCACCCGUCAACGGCACUACCUUGACACCACCCGUCAACGGCACUACCUUGACACCACCUGUCAACGGCACUACCUUGACACCACCCGUCAACGGCACUACCCUGACACCACCCUUCAACGGCACUACCCAGGCUCCACCCGUCAACGGCACUACCUUGACACCACCCUUCAACGGCACUACCCUGACACCACCCGUCAACGGCACUACCUUGACACCACCCGUCAACGGCACUACCCUGACACCACCCUUCAACGGCACUACCCAGGCUCCACCCGUCAACGGCACUACCUUGACACCACCCUUCAACGGCACUACCCUGACACCACCCGUCAACGGCACUACCUUGACACCACCCUUCAACGGCACUACCCUGACACCACCCGUCAACGGCACUACCCUGACACCACCCGUCAACGGCACUACCUUGACACCACCUGUCAACGGCACUACCUUGACACCACCCUUCAACGGCACUACCCUGACACCACCCGUCAACGGCACUACCUUGACACCACCCGUCAACGGCACUACCUUGACGCCACCUGUCAAUGCAACAAUCCCAUCGAACCAAACAAUUUGGUUAAUUGCUUAA